AUGAGAACACGAUUACUUGUUAAUAUAGCAUCUGGUGCCAGCGGCUUCAUUAUUAUAACAUCAUUAAUUAUUGUUGCUAUCUUAUUCCAAGAUAUUAAUAGCUUUUAUUAUGAAGUAUUGGAUGAUAUGGAUGAGUUUAAGAUAUUGGCAGAUGAUGCAUGGGAUGAGUUGAUGAGUGCUCAUGUGAAGCAUAAAGGAGUUGCCACCAAAAAACAAUCACUUACACCUUUCGGCUUUAAACCACGUCAAAAACGUAGUGCUAUCUGUGCAUGUGCUCUUCAAGCUGUAAAUUGCCCACAAGGACCACCUGGACCACCAGGAGAUGACGGUCUAGCCGGAGAACCAGGUGAACGUGGCUUAGAUGGCAAACCGGGACCAGAUGGUAUUGCUGUAUCAACAGGUAACAAUACACGCGGAGGUUGCAUUGUUUGUCCACCUGGACCACCUGGGCCGCCAGGUCCAACAGGGCAACCAGGACCACCAGGUCCAGCUGGAAUGCCAGAGAAACCCGGUGCUGAUGGCAGCGUAGGACCGCCAGGACCACCGGGAGAACCUGGAGACGCCGGAAAACCAGGUCCACCCGGAAAAGAGGGAUUACCUGGAGCACCAGGAAAGCCAGGGGUUCAAGGACGCGGUAGUCCAGGACAAAAAGGAGCACCAGGUGCAAUUGGUCCAGCGGGAAGUGCUGGCCCAUCAGGUGAAGCUGCUGGACCUGGUCCAAUAGGUCCGCCAGGACCCCCAGGACCACAGGGACAACCAGGAACUGCUGGAACACCUGGCCAAUCAGGCGAACCUGGAGCUCCUGGUGUACCUGGUGGAGAUGCAGCUUACUGCCCUUGCCCACCACGUUCCGUCAAAACAGAAGUUGUUCACAAAAUUGAAUCAUCCCAAAAAUAUGAGGAAGUGACUGGUUCUUAUGUCCGACAAUCCGAAAAUCGUACUCGGAAAUACGGAUUAAUUCACAAAUAA
Messenger RNA from Cercopithifilaria johnstoni, 969 nucleotides. NCBI's taxonomy places the organism in Eukaryota, Metazoa, Nematoda, Chromadorea, Rhabditida, Onchocercidae. The record is from the annotation of a GenBank genome assembly.